Molecule: messenger RNA, 2183 nt
Organism: Neltuma alba
Lineage: Eukaryota; Viridiplantae; Streptophyta; Magnoliopsida; Fabales; Fabaceae
Product: dentin sialophosphoprotein-like
Exons: 1
Coding region: 1-1965 (654 amino acids)
Source: RefSeq, a predicted model, not a curated record
AUGUUUAGGUCAUCUCCACGGAGGAAUCAAAGAUCCAAAGGCUUCAAGGUGAAGCAUGCUGUACAACUCUGUCUCCUGCUUGCCGUUGGUCUCUGGAUGGUUUUCCAAGUGAGACACUCCCAUGAAAAGAAAGCAUCAUAUAGUAAAAGCAUAAAAGCCGACCGUGAAGUUUUGAAGUUGGGGAGGAAGGACCCCCAUCAUCCUGUUGUCGAUGCAAGGCGCAAAGACGACAACGAUGAAGAAGAGAGCAAGCACCAUGAACAACACAAGCUCGAUGACAUUAAUAGUGUGGAUGAUGAUGCGCUGUCGCAAAAGCAUGAGCAAAACAAUGAGGAGGAGUUUGAGCAUAGACAGGAUUCUGUAGAUCAAGAAAGAGAGAAUGAAGAGAAUUCUGAAAAUGCCACGACAGAUAAGGAAAGUGAGGGGCAUGACGAGAAAUUUAGUGAGGAAAAUGACAGUAAGGGGAUUCAAGAAAACAAAGAUGAAGGGGAAGACAAAGAGACAGGAGAGAGUCAACAGGAGAAUGAAGAGACAAAAGAGACAGAAAGCGAAGCUAAGGAGAGCGAAGAGAUCAGCGAAAAGGAACAUGUGGAGGAUAGUCAACAGCAAGACAAGGAAGAUAACCAUGAAGCAGAAAAAUACGAAGAGCACAAUAAGAUUCUGGAACAAAUUUCAUCAGAGGAUAAUGUUCAGGACGGGGAAACGAGCAGUGACGAGGCCAGAGAGGAGCAUUAUACAGGAGAUGCCUCCAGUGCUCUAGAUCAUAAAACGCAGGAUAUCUCAGAUGAAACCGAUAACAAGACAGAACAGUUCGAGAAGGGAGAUGAGAAUGAGUUUCAAAAGAACAAUUUCGAUAACAAGGAAUCAAUUUCAGAUGCAACAGUAUCAGAAACGACCGAAGAUACCGAUUCUUUAGUCACAACCAACCAAGGGGAUGGUAGUGAGAAUCAGACGCGGACAGAGGAUGAUUCAAAGAAGAGUUCCAAGGUAGAGUCAGAUGUGCAGCAGAAGGAGCAAAAUAACCCCACCACAGAUGAUGUAGAUCCUCUGGACUCGACAUUGAAGAAUGAGAGGGAUGCAACAUCUAGUACAACUGACAACCAUAUGAAAGCAUCUGGUGACACAAACUCCAAGGCAGAGGAGUCCAGCUUGGACAAUACCAUGCUAAAAACGGAAAAUUCUGAACCAGACGCCACAGAGAAGCAAGCUGAUUCCACUUCAUCUUCAUCGGGAACCCAUGACACAGAUGUUGCCAGUGGAGAAUUCAAGGAUAGCUCUAGUAAACCUGAGCAGGGUGAAAAAGCCGAGGAGAAUAUUUUAUUGUCCACUUCAAAUGAUACACUAAAUUCUAACCAAGAGGUGCAACUCGCUUCCUCUGAUACUUCAUCUAAACAGAAGAGAGAUAGAUCCUCGAAAUCAGAAUUUAAUGGUGUUUCUGGUCACAAUGACAAUGAAAACACUGAUCAGAGCAGGACGAGCAGUGAUGAAAAGGGCAGUGAUAAUGUAGAUACGAGCCAAGAACAAGCCAAUCCUUCUGACACUUCCUCGAAGCCGAACAAAGAUGAAUCCUUAAUCUCGGAAAAUAAAAGUGAUGCUAACAAGAGUAAUUUCCAUGACAAUGAAGUUGACGACAAUGUGAAUGCUAGUCAAGAUGUGCCAAUCAGUACCUCUGAUUCUUCGAAUCCUGAAGAUAAAGAGGCUUCCUCUGACGGGACGGCUGAUUUAGGGCAGAAUGAAAAUGAGAGCACCGAUCAGAGGGAAACGCAUGAAAAUGAAGAUGGAGAUCAAAAUGUGUCAGCUGAAUCUCAAAAUGGGAAAGAGGACGCAGUAAACUCAAACGACAAUAGCAAUGCCGAUUCUUCAAUCCAUGAGGAUAUUAAAGAGGCUCGAAUGGAUUUGGGAACUUUGCCAGAGGGCAACCCAGAAACCAAUCAUCACAAUGAUGAUACAGCCACGGAGAGAUGAUUGAAAUAAAUCAAUUAUACAUUGCAGCCAGCUUCUUUCUUAUAUAUCAUGAGAUGUGUAUUGAGUCAUUGCAUAGCAUAGCUAAUAUGCUAUGAAAUUUUAAUUUUGUCAAUUUGAUAUGCAUAACAUUCUUCGGGGUCCAGCCAAAAACAUCAGAAAUACGGCGGGGAGCAUUCUUCAGUCAUUUCUAUAUGUAUAAUCCACUCGGACCAGCUUAU